This is a messenger RNA of Knipowitschia caucasica, 291 nucleotides long. The record is from the annotation of a GenBank genome assembly. Lineage: Eukaryota; Metazoa; Chordata; Actinopteri; Gobiiformes; Gobiidae.
AUGGAAGAAAACAUCGAAGAUGACGAGAUGGCUAAUAGCAAUAGUCAUGAAGACGAGAACAGCGAUCCAGAGGAGGACAAGUUGUCUCUUAUAUUCAGAGAAAUCCAAGAACUCCGGGAAGACAAUAAAGAGCAAUUGGGCGAAAUAAAAAGGGACAAUGUGAAGAUAAACUCGAGAGUGGAUGAAACUGAAAGACUUGCAACUGCUGAAGCCCGGGUACAAGGAGCCGAGGAUGUGCUAGCAGAAGUGGUGAAGCAGCAUGAGCAGCUAAAGCUAAAGGGUGGGAUCUGA